AUGAAGACCGCCCACGUGACCCCCGAGCGGGCUCGGCACCUCGAGCGCAACCGCAUUGCCGCCAACAAGUGUCGCGAGCGCAAGAAGCGGGAACACAAGCUCAUCGAACGCCGUCUCAGCGACGAGACCGAAAAGAAAGAGAUCCUCCUGGCCCAAUUAAAUUGCCUCCGUGAAGAAGUCUGGGGCCUCAAGAAUAUCAUCUUCCAGCACGCCGAGUGCGAAGACCACCAGAUCAACAGCCAACUGGCCCGCAUGACCCAGUCCGUCCUCAAGAACGUCGAGAUCAGCCCGGAGGCUUCUCAGCCUGAACUCAGCAACGAGGCCAGCACAUCACCCACCUCCCAAACGUGGUCCGAGGAGGAUCACGCCCUGAAGCUCGAGCCCACGUAUGACGAGUGGCCGGUUCCCGAGUUAUACACGGAAUGGAACCCUUUAGGUCUCGGUGUUUCGGGCCUGGUCUGCUCAGCAAAGGACCGCAUUGGCCAGCGAACCGUCGCCGUGAAGAAACUCGCCAAUCCAUUUCAGACCGAAGCCGUCGCCAGGCACAUGUUUCGCGAGAUCAAGCUACUGCGACAAUUACGCCAUGAGAAUAUCAUCAACCUGACCGAUAUAUUCAUCUCGCCUUCCGAAGACAUAUACCUCGUGACCGAAUUAAUGGCUACCGAUCUCAAUACCAUCCUGAAAGCGAAAAAGGUCGAAGAUCAGUUCGCGCAAUACUUCAUGUACCAGAUUAUGCGAGGCUUGAAAUAUCUCCAUUCCGCCGGGGUCGUCCACCGAGACCUGAAGCCAAGCAACAUCCUCGUGAACGAGAACUGCGAUCUGAAAAUAUGCGAUUUCGGCCUGGCCCGCAUCCAAGACCUCCAUAUGACCGGCUAUGUCUCCACGAGAUACUAUCGAGCUCCGGAAAUUAUGCUCACAUGGCGCAAAUAUAAUGAGAAGGUGGAUAUCUGGAGCGCGGGAUGCAUCUUCGCCGAACUGUUGACAGGGGUGCCUCUCUUCCCGGGGAAGAACCACGUCAAUCAAUUCUGUGUCAUCACCGAUAUGCUCGGCAGCCCGCCUCCGGAGGUGAUUGCAAACGUGACAAGCGAGAACACAUUGAACUUUAUUAAAUCUCUACCCAAGCGAGAACGCAAGCCUAUGUCUCAGGUCAUUCCGCAAGCGAGUGCGGAAGCAACAACAUUAAUGGACCGGAUGCUCCAAUUUGACCCCAGUAUUCGAGUGUCUGCCACCGCCGCCCUUGAAUCACCCUACCUUGCGCCCUACCACGACCCCACCGAUGAACCGGUGGCCACAGAGCCAUUCGACUGGGCUUUCCUCGAAGCCAACAUGCCUGCGGAUAUUUGGAAGACCAUCAUGUAUGGCGAGGUGCUUGGCUUCCACGAACAGAUGAACGGCGCCCAGGCGGCGUCGAUGAAAUAG
Penicillium olsonii is the source of this 1419-nucleotide messenger RNA. The record is from the annotation of a GenBank genome assembly. Lineage: Eukaryota; Fungi; Ascomycota; Eurotiomycetes; Eurotiales; Aspergillaceae.